AUGUACAUCAAUUGCACGACAUGGGCAAGCGAUAGCCACGGGCUGUUUGACUACGAGUCGAGGAACGUCGCCAAGAAGACAUAUAGGAUCAGUUGCAUGCGGGACGCAUACUGCUGCAUGCGCGUCGGCAGCGAGGUAUCGGUUUGUGCGGAUGAGGAGGCUGCCGAACUGCUGCAGAGCAACAGACAUCACGACGGCUUGGAAGCGAGGGCUCUCCUGAGGAUCGCUUGGAUAGACGGUGCCUACUGCGUCUUGCCCCCUCCAGCCGUCAGUUCUCCCGCUGCAGCGACUGCGAGUGCUGCUGUUGGCACGUCGGAUGCCGCUACCCCUGUACCGAGACAGCAGCAAGAGCACCAAGAUCAGCAUCUUGUGCAGUCUCCCGACGGGGGCUUGCGAGAUGCUUCCGUCGCUGACAUUUACGCAGACAACGCAGGAGCAACGGCUACAGCGGCUGCGAGGCACCUAGAACAAACCGAUACACCACGAGACACUGCAACACCCCAAGGCGUCAACGCCCCUCUCCCUGCAGCAGCAGCAGCGUCUCUAGGAAUUCCAGCUCCUGCAAGAACGUGUGGAUACGUUGCUGCAUCCGAUAAGGUGUGGCUGGUGGUUCGGAGUCUACGAGACUGCGGGGGAGUCCGUCUCUCAGAGGGUGACGUUCUGAAGCUGGGGAGAUUCAGACUCAAGGUGAAGGAGGCCGUUCUUAACCAGCAGCAGGCACUCUUAGCAACUGCCAGGCAGCGUCCUCACCUGGGGGAUGCGGAUGACUGCGAGACGGUUGCUCCUGAGCCUGAGAGUGCAGCUGUGGCAGCAGCAGCGGUAGACAUGGGCUUUGAAUUUGGAGAGGGGGGAGUCUCUCAGGAGGAGGCUGUGGCGAUGGGGGCAGCGGAGGAGGACGGUGCAGCGGCGGCGGCGGCGGCAGCAGCAGCAGCAGCAGAAGGAGCAGCAGCAGCAGCAGCAGCCCUUGCUGCAGUUGCUGCCUCAGGGCCUUGUGCCACUCCUCCCCCUCAAGAAGAACAGCAGUCAGUCUACGCGGCAAUGCCCAGCAGAGACGCCUUCGGCUCUUCCCCCGUUGCGACACAAGCAGCAGCAGCAGCAGCAGCAGCUGCUGCUGCUGCUGCUGCUGCUGCUGCACUCCCCCCGGGGUCGCCGCUAAGGGCAGUUGCUGCAGCAGCUGCAGCAGCAGGCAGCCGAGCAGCCCUGGCAGGGCCUCUUUCGCGAUGCGUUUCUGAAGGCUGUCUCCUCACGCCGAAGGGAUCGGGUGCAGGGGCGGAGCUCUUCUAUGAGGGGGGUGAAUCAGCUAGUCAUUCGUUUGAUGGCGCUGCUUCGAUGAGUAUUCGCCCUCUCAGCGCUGCUGAUGCACGAGCGAGCAGAAGCAGUCUCUUCUCGCGUCCCGCUUGCCGCAUUUGCCUCUGCGAAGCCGCUGAGGAUGAGGAUCCUGACGCCAACCCUCUCGUAGCUCCUUGCCGAUGCAAAGGUGGGCAGUCAAAUCGCGUAUCAAUAUAUGCAGGAAGUAUGCAGUUCGUGCAUCUGCAGUGUCUUCGUACCUGGAUGGAGGGCCGCCUCAAUAUUCGCAAUGAUGGCUCGACAGUCGGCUACUUCCUGCGCUCUUUGGACUGUGAGCUCUGCAAGGCACCCUAUCCCUCUCUUGUGGAAGCCAACAGGAAGGUGAUCGAACUUUUCGCAAUACCAAGACCCCAGUACCCCUACUUCAUUCUUGAGCCUCGCACAACGCAGCCGGCGCCUGCAGGUGCGACUGCCCGUGUCAGAGGCCUUCAUGUCGUGUCUCUGUCGAACCGACGUGUUGCUCGGCUGGGGAGAGGGCACGACUCUGACGUUCGCCUCAGCGACAUCUCUGUUUCCAGAUUUCACGCCAUCAUCAGGCACCAGCAGGGGGCGUUUUUCCUGGAGGACCAAAGAAGCAAGUUCGGAACCUUAGUGGAGUUGAAGAGGCCCCUUAAACUCGAGAGAUGGAUUAGCGGGGUUUCCUUCCAAGUUGGUCGUACUGUCAUUUCGAUUUCAAUUCGCCGCCAAUGGAGGAUCUUGCCUGCCUGCUUGCGCUCUCAACGGAGUCUUGACUCUGCCUUCAACUGGCAUUCGCUGAUAGGGGGGGGUACAGCAGGGGCCCCCUCAGGAAGUUCGCGUAUCUCUGCCCUUGUGCACCGGCAGACUGCUGCAACUCCCAGAGGCCAGCAUGCACCGGCAGCGCUUGGCGGCGCUGCUGCGGAGGCUCAAAGUGGGGUUGGCGGGGAGGCAGGCGAAGACGAUCAACAGCAGCAGCAGCAACAAGCGCAUUCCGAGAGGGCCUCUGGACAGCAGGGAGAGGAUUCUUUUGAAAGGAUGCCGAAUCCGCAGUUCAACAGCAGCGACGCUCCAGCUGCAGAGGACGCCAUUUGUGUGCGUGGUGUGUGUGCUCCGAUGAGUGGUGGGGACGCCUUCUAG
Cyclospora cayetanensis is the source of this 2442-nucleotide messenger RNA. RefSeq lists its product as uncharacterized. The record is from RefSeq and is a predicted model, not a curated record. NCBI's taxonomy places the organism in Eukaryota, Apicomplexa, Conoidasida, Eucoccidiorida, Eimeriidae. Gene Ontology annotation, molecular function: protein binding; zinc ion binding.